This is a messenger RNA of Camellia sinensis, 2643 nucleotides long. RefSeq names its product DEA(D/H)-box RNA helicase family protein. The record is from RefSeq and is a predicted model, not a curated record. Gene Ontology annotation, molecular function: ATP binding; nucleic acid binding; RNA helicase activity. NCBI's taxonomy places the organism in Eukaryota, Viridiplantae, Streptophyta, Magnoliopsida, Ericales, Theaceae. Gene Ontology annotation, cellular component: cytosol.
UAAAACAAAAGCUCAACCUUUUUGCUUAAACCCCUCAAAUUGGACCUGCAACUUCCCAUGGCGGAAAAUAGCUUCCUCUUCGAGCCCCCGAGCGACGAAGACGUCGAGCACCAACACGACGAGCAGGAAGAAGAAGAUGAAGAAGACGAUGGAGAACAAAGCCUAGCUAAUCACAAAUCUCAAUCUCCAUGGGACUUCGCAGCCUACUCCGAAUCAGUCGCCGAAGAGCACGCCCGCCGCAGCACCACCUCUGUCGAUUUCAAGAUCUCCAAACUCCUCCAAGAACGUUCCACCACUCUCCCCGUCGCCGCCGCCGACGAAGACUCCUCUGAUUCCGAACCAGACCGCCAAGAGGAUUACAAAUCCGAGGACGGUGACGAUGCGGCUAACACCUACACCGGUGAGAAGUCGUUCUUUGCCCCCUCAGAAGGGACCUCUUUCCACGCGAAUUCGUUCAUGGAGCUUAAUCUGUCAAGGCCAUUGCUUCGAGCUUGCGAAGCAUUGGGCUACACUAAGCCGACGCCAAUUCAGGCAGCCUGCGUACCACUGGCCUUAUCGGGGCGUGAUAUAUGCGGGAGUGCAAUUACUGGUUCUGGAAAGACUGCUGCCUUUGCCUUACCUACUCUGGAGAGAUUAUUGUACCGUCCAAAACGUGCACCAGCAAUUCGAGUUCUUAUUCUUACUCCAACCAGGGAGUUGGCUGUUCAGGUUCAUAGUAUGGUACAGAAAAUUGCUCAAUUCACAGAUAUCAGAUGCUGUCUGGUUGUGGGUGGGCUAUCAACGAAGAUGCAAGAAGUAGCUUUGAGAUCAAUGCCAGAUAUUGUUGUGGCAACUCCAGGACGUAUGAUAGAUCAUUUGCGCAAUUCUUUGUCCGUAGAUUUGGAUGAUCUUGCAGUUUUGAUCCUUGAUGAGGCAGAUCGCCUUCUGGAGCUUGGAUUUAGUGCUGAAAUUCGUGAGCUGGUUAGACUGUGCCCUAAACGAAGACAGACCAUGCUAUUUUCAGCUACUAUGACUGAAGAAGUCGACGAACUUAUCAAGCUUUCUCUCACCCGGCCAUUGCGCCUCUCUGCUGACCCAUCCACAAAAAGACCAGCAUCACUGACGGAGGAGGUGGUUAGGAUACGCCGAAUGCGUGAAGUGAAUCAGGAGGCAGUUCUUCUUGCACUGUGCUCCAAGACUUUCACAUCCAGAGUGAUAAUUUUCAGUGGAACAAAGCAGGCUGCACAUAGGCUGAAGAUUUUAUUUGGAUUAGCUGGGUUCAAAGGUGCCGAACUACAUGGAAAUCUUACCCAAGCCCAGCGUCUUGAUGCUUUGGAACUUUUCAGGAAGCAGCAAGUAGAUUUUCUUAUUGCAACUGAUGUUGCUGCUCGUGGACUUGACAUCAUUGGUGUUCAAACAGUUAUAAACUUUGCAUGCCCCCGAGACCUUACUAGUUAUGUUCAUCGAGUAGGUCGCACAGCAAGAGCUGGUAGAGAAGGAUAUGCUGUUACAUUUGUCACUGAUAAUGAUCGGUCUCUCUUGAAAGCCAUUGCAAAGAGAGCUGGUUCAAAGCUGAAGAGCCGGAUUGUUGCAGAGCAAUCAACAACUAAAUGGUCUCAGAUCAUUGACCAAAUGGAGGAUCAAGUGGCUGCAAUUCUCCAAGAAGAGAGGGAAGAGAUGGCCUUAAGAAAAGCUGAAAUGGAGGCAGCAAAGGCAGAAAAUAUGAUUGCACAUAGAGACGAAAUCUUUUCACGCCCUAAAAGAACCUGGUUUGUAACAGAGAAGGAGAAAAAACUUGUAGCUAAAGAAGCAAAGGCAACUUCAGAAAAAGGAAGAAGUUCUGGAAAUGAGUUUAUUAGUGCCCAACAAGCUGAAGACCUUAAGAUGAAGGAAAAGAGAAAGCGAGAGCGUGAGAAAAAUCUUCCGAGGAAGAAGAGGAGGAAACUGGAAGCAGCUAGAGAGAGAUUGGACGAUGAGAAUGACAUGGAAGAGUUGGAAGGAAGUGGAAAAAAUAAGAAAGAAAAAGGUGGGAUUUCCCUUGUUGACAUAGCUUAUCGACGGGCAAAAGCAGUGAAGGCUGUGAAGAAGGCAGCGGAUGCUGGCAAGAUUGUUAAAAAGACAGUCAAGAAAGCAAAACGUCCUUCACAAGGAACUCAGUCAAGGACAGAUGAGAUGCGGGACCUGUUCCAGAGUGAUAUGAGUGAGAAAAAACAGAAAAGAAACCUUCAUGGAGGUGGAAAGAAAAAGUCAUUUAAGAGCAAGUCAAGGUACAAGCGGAGAUAGUAUCAACACGGGCAAAAUCUGUGCUGCCUUAGAUUCAUGUCUUGGAAUUGGGUUGGGAUCCAUGAUAUGGUUAAUUAAAUGUUGGAAAAGAGCUUAUCAUCGCUUUCUCUAUCUUCUGCUGCCAAGAGAUAAGAGGCAUCAUCAAGCAUAGAUUGUAUACCUUGACAGGUUGUUCAGUAAGCUAGCAAUCUAUAGCUAACAUUAUCACAGAGGGGAUGUGGGAUAUUUGUUGGAUUGUUGUACACUCUAUAUUUAUUUUCAGAGUUGAAGAAAUGAAACGGUCAAUUGACCUGACCAUUUUUCUAGAGACUUCCAUUUUUUCUUCUUCUUUGCUAUUGGUGCUUAAAAAUGUUUGUGAAUUCUAUGAAGAUUUUGAUUUGA